This is a messenger RNA of Menidia menidia (Atlantic silverside), 1262 nucleotides long. NCBI's taxonomy places the organism in Eukaryota, Metazoa, Chordata, Actinopteri, Atheriniformes, Atherinopsidae. The record is from the annotation of a GenBank genome assembly.
UUUUCAUAUUUCGCUGUCGUGUACACCAGUAGCUUUAGUAUUUUCCCCUUCUUCUCAGUGACGUUUAGCGAUAAACAGCCCGUAACUUCUUAGUGUUUUGUCGCUUCUUUUCUUCCUCCAAGUGCAGCUUUAACGUCCCCAGCUUGCCUUUUUUUCGUGCCACUGGAACCCGGGUCAAGAUGCUGCUGAAGAUGCCUCAGAAGUUGCUGAAGACUGCCCACUACAUAGAGCUGGGCAGCUACCAGCACUGGCCGGUGCUGAUCCCCCACAGGAUACGCCUCUACACCUACGAGCAAAUCCCGCUGUUCCUCAAAGAGAACCCCUACAUCACAGACGGUUACCGGGCUCACCUGCCCUCCAAACUCUGUCUUAAGAGUAUUUUUAUGCUGUCUAAUGAGACGGUGAAUAUCUGGAGCCAUCUCCUGGGGUUCCUGCUGUUCUUCUCGCUGGGGGUCAACGACCUGUCCUCCGUGCUGCCGGCCUCUGGAGCCAACCGAGAGGACUAUGUCAUCUACGCCAUUGGGCUGUUCUGCUUCCAGGUCUGCAUGCUGUGCUCGGUGGGCUAUCACAUGUUCUCCUGCCACCGCUCAGAGAAGACGUGCCGGCGCUGGCUGGCGCUGGACUACGCCGGCAUCUCCGUGGGCAUCCUGGGCUGCUACGUGCCAGGGAUCUUCUACGCUUUCUACUGCAACGCCUUUUGGCGGCAGGCCUACCUGCUGACGGUGCUGUCGCUCAUCCUGGCCGUCUUCAGCGCUCAGGUCCACCCCCGUUACCUCAGCAACGACUGGAAGCUCGUGCGGAUGACAAUCUUCUGCUGCGUGGCGGGCGUGGGCGUGAUUCCCGCGUGCCACUGGGUCUGGCUCAACGGAGGCUUCACGUCAGAUGUCGUGCAGCUGUUUCUCCCUCGUGUGAUAGUGAUGUACCUCAUUGCUGGAUCUGCCUUCCUGUUCUACGUCACCAAAAUCCCCGAGCGCUAUUUCCCUGGCCACGUGAACUUCCUCGGCGCCAGCCACCAGCUGUGGCACAUCCUGGUGGUGGGGAUGUUCUACUGGUGGCAUCAGACGGCCGUGUACAUCAUGCGCUUCAGACACAGCCAGCCCUGUCCCGGCCAGAGCAGCGGCAGCAGCAGCAGCUAAGGACUCCUCCUCACCGAACGUCCCACCGGCACGAUUAGCUGCUAGCUAGCGCACCACAGUAACCACCACGUUUAGCCGCCGCCUUCAAUACCACCACCACUCACUGCAUGAUGCCUCUGACUGACA